AUGGCUGGUCAUCGGCUGCUAAGUCAAGCAGGGCAUGGGUCCGAGACGUCAGGCGCUGCAGAGAUAUUGACAAGGUUGGACUUGAUGGCUAUGACAUUCUCUGAUUCAUCAGCGCCGUAUCCUUAUAAGUUGGCGCCGAGAACAGUGUGGAUCGAUGAGUACAUGAAGACUGCGGAGAUAGAGAGCUAUGGACAAGCUGGAACGGCGCUGCUUGGAAUGAUGAGAAGACUUAUGAUGUUGUCUGAGACGACAGUCCCAGGAGAUGAAGAGGGUGCAGCAAAAGACCUCGUGAUGCUGCAUCUUACCAUGGAGGACCUUGCCUCGUGGGAGCACAAGAUGGCCCAGUUCGAGAAGAAGCACCCAAAUCCCCACGACGAAACAGGCGCCGUGUCCAUCAGACUGUACCACACGAUGCUACGAAUGUUCCUAUCAGGCGGCGCCUUCGGCCCAGAAACACGAUGGGACCGAUACCUAGGCCACUACGAACGCAUCCUCACACUCGCAGAAACACUCUGGUCCAACACACCACCCUCCCAAGUCCAAUCCCCGCUCUCCCUGGAAUCAGGCUUCAUAGUCCCCGCGUUCGUGGUCACCCAGCGCUGCCGCCAUCCCUGGCUGCGUCGUCGCGCAAUCAGUUUUCUCUACAAGAUCAAGCGGCAAGAAGGAAUGUGGCACAGCGACGGUGCAGCAGCAGUAGGUCAGCGCAUAAUGGAGAUGGAAGGACAAAAGUACUUUCCUAGCGAUUUGGCUUCUCCUCUAGAAGCUAUGGAGGAUGUUCCUUGGGAGAUGUGGGCGGAGACGGAGGAUAUUCCUGCGAAGACGAGUUGGGCGGGUAUAGAGAGAGUUCCAGAGAGGAUGAGGAUGAGGGAAACGUUGGUUAUGGUUGAUGCAGUUGAGAAGAGGGUUGAGCUGUCGCUUAUAAUGAGCUCAGGCGAUGAUGUUGGGAUUUUUGGAGAAGUGAAGUCUGAGACUGUGGUGUUUGGGUAG
Molecule: messenger RNA, 987 nt
Organism: Fusarium musae
Lineage: Eukaryota; Fungi; Ascomycota; Sordariomycetes; Hypocreales; Nectriaceae
Exons: 1
Coding region: 1-987 (328 amino acids)
Source: RefSeq, a predicted model, not a curated record